CUCGUGUAAUGUAAUGUAGGGAACAAAACAUUUUCAAUGAAAUCCGUAGAAUUUUAAGUUUUGAAUAAUGUCCAUGGCCCCCCUUCAGGAACCUCAUGCCACCCCUUCGCCACCCCAGGAAAAAAUCUCUAGAUCCGCCCCUGGAUGGGGCACGGGAGAAGCAGCCUGUCAGCGACCAUGCCUGCUAUCUGAAGACGCUUACUGAACUGUUAUGGUGCUGCGCAUCUGGCGUGCCCUGCGCGCGACCGCGUUGUGGCCCUCCCCCUCAGGUGGAGCACACCAAGCCGAUAGAACAGACCGUGUUUCCAGUGAACCACACAAUGCGUUACGAGUGUGAACAUGGUUUUAAGAGGAAAGCGGGAACAUCAAGCCUGAUCAAAUGCAAAACAACAGGCUGGGAAUCCAAACUCAAUCUGACUUGUAUCGAAUCCAGAAACGGAAGGUACCGAGCAGAGAGUAAAACGAAGAUUCCAAAUCGGGGAAAGCAGUGACAUCUGCAUAAGACUGCCCAAUGCAACAACCCUGGCGGGCCUUCCUUGUCUCCCCCUGGUGGCGGCUGUGCGCUUGUUUGUUCACAGUGUCUUCCUGUGUGGCACAGGUGACCCGACCAGGUGUGUCUGAUUGGCCAGGGAUUGAUGGGGCUAUGAAAGGCCCAUUCAUUCCGUACUUGUUGCUGCUCUCCUCCUCCCGGGAUUUUUUACCUAUUUUUUUUGUUUGUUUUAUAUCCCUAGACUGACUUUGCACCACAUGUUUGGUUGUCUGUCAUUACACUGACCUGCAGCACACUUUUGCAUUCUUUAUUCUUAUUUAUUAUUAUUAUUAUUAUUAUUAUUAUUAUUAUGCUUUAAUAAACUGACUUUAUUAUUAUUGAAA
Molecule: messenger RNA, 873 nt
Organism: Alosa alosa (allis shad)
Lineage: Eukaryota; Metazoa; Chordata; Actinopteri; Clupeiformes; Clupeidae
Product: interleukin-15 receptor subunit alpha-like
Exons: 4
Coding region: 96-491 (131 amino acids)
Biological process (GO): interleukin-15-mediated signaling pathway
Cellular component (GO): plasma membrane
Molecular function (GO): interleukin-15 receptor activity
Source: RefSeq, a predicted model, not a curated record